Molecule: messenger RNA, 1470 nt
Organism: Haemonchus placei
Lineage: Eukaryota; Metazoa; Nematoda; Chromadorea; Rhabditida; Trichostrongylidae
Source: the annotation of a GenBank genome assembly
AAACGUAUAGAAAAACAAGCUUCUCGUUGUCAAACAGAGUUUAUUCGUGCAGGAAUGACAGCAUCAGUUGAAGAAGUUGUAGCGACGGUACUAGAAAGUAUUCACGAUCAGAACCUCGAUGGUGAUGAAGCAAAAGCAUCAAAAAUAAAGGAAGAAGCCAACCAGUUUUUCAAAGAUCAAGCUUAUGAUGUUGCAAUUGAGUUGUACUCGAUGGCCAUAGAACACCAUCCCACAGCAGUUUUAUAUGGGAAUAGAAGCAUGGCUUACUUGAAAAAAGAAUUGUACGGUAGUGCUUUGGAAGAUGCUAACAACGCCAUUUCGAUUGAUCCUUCGUAUAUGAAAGGAUACUACCGUCGAGCUACAGCAAAUAUGGCAUUAGCUAGGUUCAAGAAGGCUCUUGCUGAUUAUGCCACUGUGGUACGCGCCCAUCCGAACGAUGCGGAUGCAAAACGCAAGCACGAUGAAUGUCAAAAAAUUGUUCGGCGAAUUGCUUUCGAGAAGGCGAUAUCGGUAGACCAUGAUAAGAAAAGUGUAUCUGAAUCAAUCGAUCUCUCCACGAUGAUUGUUGAGGAAGCUUAUGAUGGACCACACUUAGAUGAAGUCAUUACUGUCGAUUUCGUCAACGAAAUGAUUGCAACCUUCAAAAAGCAGGGAAAAUUGCACAAAAAAUAUGCAUUCAAAAUAUUAUUGGAUAUAUAUGCAUACUUCAAAGAACAACCGACUUUAGUUGAAAUUGAUGUGCCUCCAAAGCAGCGUUUCACCAUUUGUGGUGAUAUACACGGUCAAUUUUACGAUCUCUGCAAUAUUUUUGAUAUUAACGGACUACCAUCAGAAACCAACCCCUAUCUCUUCAAUGGCGACUUUGUUGAUCGUGGUUCCUUCAGUGUUGAAACAAUUUUCACCAUGUUUAGCUACAAGUUACUCUACCCCAACCACUUCUUCCUAUCACGCGGAAACCAUGAAAGCGAUGUUAUGAAUAAGAUGUACGGCUUUGAAGGAGAAGUAAAAAAGAAAUAUACGGGUCAAAUGGCCGACUUUUUCACAGAAAUCUUUUGUUUGCUUCCACUUUGUCAUCUCGUCAACAGGAAAAUUUUUGUAUGUCAUGGAGGACUGUUUAAGGAGGACGGUGUCACCUUGGACGAUAUCCGGAAAACUGAUAGAGUUCGCCAACCUCCUGAUGAAGGCAUUAUGUGCGAUUUGUUAUGGUCAGAUCCACAAGAACUGCGAGGCCGUGCACCCUCUAAGCGUGGUGUAGGAUGUCAAUUUGGCCCAGAUAUAACUGAUGCUUGGAUCGCGAAGAACGGUGUUCAAUAUGUUGUCAGGAGCCACGAAGUAAAGCCGGACGGUUACGAGGUACACCACAACGGCAAGUGCAUUACGGUAUUUUCUGCGCCUAAUUAUUGUGAUCAAAUGGGCAACAAAGGAGCUUUCAUUACAAUUACAGGAGAUAAUCUCACUGUGUUCGUUUGA